AUGGCUGCCGCUCGCGAUGAUAUGCGAAGCUCGAUGGACGUCGACACCAACGAUCCCCGCCUUGGUUCCCCUUCUGCCACUAACGGUGUGAAUGGUACUCACACGGAGAAGAGUCCGACCCCGCCCCCUCACCGGUCCAAUGGGAACACCGCUGAGGCCGACUCCUUCAAGCUGGCUGGAAACAAGUUUUUCAAGGAUGGCAACUAUGCCCGCGCCAUUGAGGAAUUCAACAAGGCUCUCGAGAUUAGCCCCAACUCGUCCGUCUACCUGUCCAACCGGGCUGCAGCAUACAUGGCGGUCAACCAAUACCUGGCUGCUCUGGAGGACUGCGAACGGGCCCGCGAGCUCGACCCCACCAACACUAAGAUCAUGUACCGCUUGGCCCGUAUCCUGACCGCUUUGGGCCGCCCGACGGAUGCCCUUGAUGUGCUGUCUCAGAUUGAGCCCCCGGCCUCCGCUACUGACCGUGCGGCCGCAGAGAAGAUGCUCCGCUUUGUCAGCCAGGCGGAGGAGGCUCUCUCGCAGGACCGUGGUGUCUCCAUGGUGCUGUUCUGCCUCGACCAGGCCCGCCAGCUCCUCGGACAAGGUGUCAAGGAGCCCCGCAAGUGGACACUGAUGACUGCAGAGGCUCAGUUGAAGAUGGGCAACGACAACUCGUACGGCAAGGCACAGGACAUUGCUAUUAGCAUGCUCCGGGUGAACAGCCAGGACCCUGAUGCGCUGAUGAUCCGCGCCCGGGCUUUCUAUGGUAUGGGUGACACGGACCAGGCGCUGAAGCUGCUGAAGAUGUGCCUGGGUCUGGAUCCGGAUAUGAAGGCGGCGAUCAAGCUGCUGCGUACCGUGCAGAAGCUGGUGCGUACCAAGGAAGAGGGUAACACGGCAUUCAAGGCUAGGGACUACCGUCGCGCCAUCGACCUGUGGGGUGAGGCGUUGACAGUCGACCCGAAGAACAAGGACCAGAACGCCAAGAUUCUGCAGAACCGGGCGCAGGCCUACAUCAACCUGAAGGAGUACGACAACGCAGUGGCAGACUGCAACGAGGCCCUGCGGCUGGACCCCGGGUACCUCAAGGCGCAGAAGAUGCGCGCCAAGGCGCACGGCGGUGCCGGCAACUGGGAAGAAGCUGUGCGUGACUACAAGGCGGUGGCAGAGUCGAACCCGACCGAGAAGGGCAUCCAAGAGGAGAUCCGAAAGGCCGAGUUUGAGCUGAAGAAGGCGCAGCGCAAGGAUUACUACAAGAUCCUCGGUGUGUCCAAGGACGCGGGCGAACAAGAAAUUAAGAAGGCGUACCGCAAGAUGGCGAUCCAGUACCACCCGGACAAGAACCGGGACGGUGAUGCUGGUGACGAGAAGUUCAAGGAGAUUGGUGAGGCGUACGAGACUUUGAGUGAUCCUCAGAAACGUGCUGCCUACGACAACGGCGACGACCUGAUGGACCCAGCUGACAUGUUCUCGCACGGCGGCUUCGGCGGCAUGGGAGGCAUGGGCGGCAUGGGCGGUAUGGGAGGAAUGGGAGGCAUGGGUGGUAUGGGAGGAACCCAUAUCAACAUCGAUCCCAGCGUGCUGUUCAACAUGAUGAACGGCGGCGGCGGCGGCUUUGCGCACGCAGGAGGACAGCGCGGAGGAUUCCCCGGCGGAUUUCCCUUUUAG
Aspergillus vadensis CBS 113365 is the source of this 1650-nucleotide messenger RNA. Its product is annotated as DnaJ and TPR domain protein. Bases 1 to 1650 code for a protein of 549 amino acids. Gene Ontology annotation, molecular function: protein binding. The record is from RefSeq and is a predicted model, not a curated record. NCBI's taxonomy places the organism in Eukaryota, Fungi, Ascomycota, Eurotiomycetes, Eurotiales, Aspergillaceae. The transcript is spliced from 3 exons.